Mauremys reevesii (Reeves's turtle) is the source of this 1785-nucleotide messenger RNA. It is a transcript of the gene KCNAB3, whose product is annotated as potassium voltage-gated channel subfamily A regulatory beta subunit 3. The record is from RefSeq and is a predicted model, not a curated record. Bases 158 to 1387 code for a protein of 409 amino acids. Lineage: Eukaryota; Metazoa; Chordata; Testudines; Geoemydidae. Gene Ontology annotation, cellular component: cytoplasm; membrane; voltage-gated potassium channel complex. The transcript has 14 exons. Gene Ontology annotation, biological process: regulation of potassium ion transmembrane transport; potassium ion transport. Gene Ontology annotation, molecular function: potassium channel regulator activity; transmembrane transporter binding; voltage-gated potassium channel activity.
UCGCCCCCCUUUUCCCGCCCGGCCUCGGCCCUUCCCCCACCCCAGAUUCCCGGCACCCCCCUUCCGGGGACAGGAGGAGGGGGGGGGGCUGCAGUCACCCUAACGCAAAAGACCCAGGACCCCCGGGGGUCCCGGCCCCCCCCAUUACGGCUGAGCCAUGCAGGUCUCCAUCGCCUGCACCGAGCAGAAUCUGCGGAGCCGCAGCACCGAGGAGCGGCUCUGCACGGGGGGGCGCGGGGCGCCGGCCCCGGGGGGGCCGGGAAAUGGGGGGCACCCGCCCCCUAAGGGGGCCCGGGGGCUGGCGGCGGCGGCGGGGCUGCGGGCCCCCGGCCAGAACCUGCCCCACAUCGCGUUCCUGCUGCGGGAGUCCACGGGGCUGGCCACCGGCAUGAAAUACAGAAAUCUGGGGAAAUCCGGGCUCCGUGUGUCCUGCCUCGGGCUUGGCACCUGGGUGACGUUUGGCUCCCAGAUCUCAGACGAGACGGCGGAGAACGUGAUGACCAUCGCCUACGAGAACGGGGUCAACCUCUUCGACACGGCCGAGGUCUAUGCUUCCGGCAAGGCAGAAAAAACUCUGGGCAACAUCCUGCGAAGCAAAGGCUGGAGGCGAUCCAGCUACGUCGUCACCACCAAGAUCUACUGGGGUGGCCAGGCGGAGACGGAGCGGGGCCUCUCCCGGAAGCACAUCAUUGAGGGGCUGAGGGGGUCGCUGGAGCGGCUGCAGCUGGACUACGUCGAUAUCGUCUUCGCCAACCGCAUGGAUGCCAACAGCCCCAUGGAAGAGAUCGUGCGGGCCAUGAGUUACGUCAUCAACCAGGGCAUGGCCAUGUACUGGGGCACCUCGCGCUGGAGCGCCAUGGAGAUCAUGGAGGCGUAUUCGGUGGCCCGGCAGUUCAACCUCGUGCCGCCGGUGUGCGAACAGGCCGAGUACCACAUGUUUCAGCGCGACAAGGUGGAAUCGCAACUCCCCGAGCUCUACCACAAGAUCGGUGGGUGUGGGGCCGUGACCUGGUCCCCCCUGGCCUGCGGCCUCAUCACCGGCAAGUACGAGGAGCGGGUCCCCGAGAACUGCCGGGCCGCCAUCAAGGGCUACCCGUGGCGGAAGGAGAAGCUGCAGAGCGAGGACGGGCGGAAGCAACAGGCCAAGAUCAAGGAGCUGCAGCCCAUCGCCGAGCGUCUGGGCUGCACCGUGGCCCAGCUGGCGAUCGCCUGGUGCCUGCGCUCUGAGGGCGUCAGCUCCGUCCUGCUCGGGGUGUCCAGCACCGACCAGCUGAUCGAGAACCUCGGAGCCAUCCAGGUGCUGGCCCAGCUGACCCCGCCCGUCAUUCAGGAAAUCGACGCCCUCCUGGGCAACAAGCCCAAUACGAAAAAAGAGUCCCGGGCGUAGGGACACGUCGGCGCCCGGGACUGUGCACGCCCUUGUCCCACCGGACUGCGUAUCCCUCCGCCCGGCUCUCUGCACGGAGGAGGAGGUGCCGCUUCGCGCAUGACCUAAGACCACCCCCCCGUAUCCCUCCGCCCCCCACCCCGGCCGCUGCUUCGACCUAUCCCCGCGGCCGGCAUGAGCCAGGGGAUGGGCGGGCGAGAGGCCCCGCCCACCCCGCCAGCUUUCCCGCCGGAUCUCGCCCGCCGCUUCGCCUCCCCGUGGGAUCCAUGCUCCCGUUUUUAAAGGGACGGGCCACCGCCUCGUGCUGGGGGACGGGCGAGGGAUUCACGGACGGAGCUAACGAACAAGCCGACGUGCGGGACGGGGGGCACCUGUGGCUUUCCCUGUGCAACCCCCCC